Molecule: messenger RNA, 1983 nt
Organism: Leishmania mexicana MHOM/GT/2001/U1103
Lineage: Eukaryota; Euglenozoa; Kinetoplastea; Trypanosomatida; Trypanosomatidae
Product: putative protein kinase
Exons: 1
Coding region: 1-1983 (660 amino acids)
Biological process (GO): intracellular signal transduction; protein phosphorylation
Cellular component (GO): nucleus; cytoplasm
Molecular function (GO): ATP binding; protein serine/threonine kinase activity
Source: RefSeq, a predicted model, not a curated record
AUGGACAAAUAUGAAAUUCUCGCUCAAAUCGGAGAUGGCACGUUCGGCUCCGUCGCAAAGGCCGUGAGCAAGAAAACCGGCCAGCUUGUAGCCAUCAAGAAGAUGAAGCAGAAAUUCUACACCUGGGAGGAGUGCGUCAAGCUUCCCGAGGUGGACGUUGUGCGGCGCAUUCACGGCCACCCCAACGUGGUGAAGCUGCGUGAGGUAAUUCGAGAGAACAACGAGCUGUUCUUCGUCUUCGAGUACAUGGACUGCGAUUUGCUCGGCGUCAUCAAAAAGGCCAAGCAGCAGGGCGGGCGGCCAGCUAGUACACCCUCUACUGCACCGUUGAUUCCGUACCCUCUUGUAAAGAACUACAUGCGCCAAAUGCUGCAGGCACUCGUGUACAUCCACAAACGCGGCUACUUCCACCGAGACAUGAAGCCGGAAAACCUUCUCAUUCGGAAAGAAGCGAGCGGCGACGAGGUGCUGAAGCUGGCAGACUUCGGACUCGUCAAGGAGAUCCGUGCUCGCCCCCCGUUCACCGACUACGUGUCGACGCGGUGGUACCGCGCACCAGAGCUGCUCCUGCAGGAUCGCUUCUACGGCGCUGCGGUGGAUGUGUGGGCUGCCGGGUGUAUUAUGGCGGAACUCAUCACCAUGCGGCCACUUUUUCCAGGCACAAACGAGGUAGAUCAGCUCUUCAAGAUAAUGUCGGUGCUUGGGUCCCCCACUGAGGAGGUGUGGGCCGGUGGACUUCGCUUGGCCAAAAAAAUCCGCUACGUCUUUCCUAAAGUAGCCGGCUCCGGCCUUGCUCAAGCGCUGCCGUCGCACAUCCCGUUGCCGGCGCUGGACUUGCUGCGUCAGAUGCUCGUCUACGACCCGAAAGUGAGACUGACGGCGGAGCAAUGCCUGCAGCACCCGUUCUUCAACGUCGGCAUUGACGAGUGCAACGCUCCAUCCGCUGCCGCUCUGGACCAGCUGGCGGUCAUGGCAAAGCGGAUGCUGCCAGGGUCGAAAACAGCACCGCCCGCGCUGAAGAGCCCCACCAUGGACCAGGUGGCGGCGCUAAAGGCGGCUAGGGCCUCCACCGACGCAUCGCUCUCGGACACCUCGUCACGCAAGUUCUACCUGCUCGGCCCCCUAAAGGACCCUUCCCUGUCGUUGCCAAAGCUCCCUGUUGCGUUGUCCACCUCGCCAGCGUCCCUUGACACGCUGCCGAACAUUUCGUCACCUCUGCGUGGGCGCGGGGCUCUCUCACCAGCGGGGAUACCAGUGCUCGCCAAUGGCCACCAGGGCCCCAGCCUGACGACGACACUGGCUAAGGGAAAGCGCCGCUCGCAGGAAACAGCAGACAACUUGCUUGCGAAGAAGCUAGGAGCCUUGAAAAACGUCCCGACGGGAAAAGGGAAACUGCCGGUGUCUUACGCACUGCCGGCUGCCAGCGCUGUGCACUCACCUAGAGCGGCACCCAACCUGAAGGUCUCCGCAUCCGUGGCAAGGCCAUACCCCCUGGCGCCCACCGCCAACAAUCGCGACGCCGUGGCGUCCCCGCGGCGCCAUAACCCAUACAAGGAAGCCAAGACUACUUCUCCGACGGCGGCGUCCGCGGCGGCGAAGGUAGAGAUUGACUUGGACGAGCUCAUGGAGGAGUUUGCGUCGGAGAUGACUUCCAUGGGGGUGCUGGCGCAGCGACACGGCUCGGGGGCCUCGGCGGAAUUGAAAAGCGAAAGCUACGUUUCCCAGCCAGCGCUUCCGCCCGAUCCUGUGGCGACGCUGCUGAACAACAGCCGGUAUAGAAGGAAAUCGGCCACGAGCGCCGACCCACCGUUGAAGAGGAACAACUCGCCUCGCACCACACACCAGCUGGAUGCAAGGAAAGUGGACGAUGCUGCCUCAAAGAGUGACCUUCCUCGAAUAGACUCCUCGGCCCCGAAAGGAAUGUCACCAUCGCUGAAGGCGCUGCUAGCAAAGCACAAGACGAGUGGUCUGGCGUUCCCGUAG